AUGGAUGGGAAAAAGAAGGCAGAGUUGGUGCAACAGAUCCACGAGAAAGCUAGAAAGAACAUUGUUGAGAAGACAAAGCAGUAUGCUAAGAGAGCAAACAAGGGCAAGCGAGAAAUGAUCUUUGAUGUAGGUGAUAGAGUGUGGGUGCAUUUGCGCAAGGAGAGGUUCCCAAAUGAAAGAAAAUCUAAGCUGAUGCCGCGGAUAGACGGUCCUUUUGAGAUCACCCAAAGGAUCAAUAACAAUGCCUACAAGCUUGAUCUUCAAGGUACUAUGUCCAUUAACGCGGAGGAAGAUGAAGGAGUUAGCCUCGAGCAUAAAGCUUUGCUUGAAGCUUUGACUCGCCGUAUGAGUACGAUGAUGGAAACAAGAUUGGGUACUUUCCGCGAAGAGCUUGAUGCGCAAUCUUCAGAACCUAGACGUGAACCAAGGCAGAAUCGACGCACACAGGCUAGACGUGAGCAUGAGGGUUCAGAGGAGACUGAUAACUACUAUGAAAGAAAUCGACACAGCUCAGAUUCUAGACACAGCAGCCGUAGUGACCGUAGACACAGGCGUGAUCACUGGCAACGCAAUGAACUCGCGGGACUUAAGAAAAUUCAAGUGGCUGCUACCGAGUUCUACGAUUACGCUUUGAGCUGGUGGGAUCAAUUGGUUACAAACAAGCGGCGCAAUGGAGAGUUUCCUAUUGAGACAUGGGCAGAGAUGAAAGCAGCAAUGCGCAGGAGGUUUGUGCCAAGCCAUUACCAUCGUGAUCUUCAUCAGAGAUUGAGAAGGCUCACACAAGGAUCGCGAUCUGUAGAAGAGUAUUUCCAAGAGAUGGAAUUGUUAAUGUUGAGAGCUUGUAUAUCAGAGGAUAGAGAGGCUACUAUGGCACGGUUUCUUGGAGGACUUAACCGUGAGAUACAAGACAAUGUGGAGAUGCAGCACUAUGUUGAGUUGGAAGAGAUGUUGCACAAAGCAAUUCUGGUGGAGCAACAGAUUAAGAGGAAGCAUCAUUCACGUGGAAGCUACGGUACCAGCAAGUAUCAGCAAGUUAAAGACGAGAAACCAGCAUAUCAGAAGGAGAACAAGCCUCAGCAGAAAGAAGAAACAAAGCUAGGCAGCAUUUUUGCCAAAGACAAAGACAAAGGGAAAGCUGAAGCUACUUCUUCUCGGACCAGAGAUGUUAAGUGUUUCAAAUGUCAAGGGCGUGGUCAUUACGCAAACGAGUGCACCAACAAACGAGUUAUGAUCCUCUUGGAGAAUGGAGAAUUUGAAUCUGAGGAUGAGAAGCUUGAUACUGAUCAGAAGCAUUCCGAGGAAGAAUAUGAAGAAGAACCAGUGCGAGGGAGAUUGUUGGUUGCAAGGAGAACUCUCAGCUUGCAAAAUAAAACCGAGGAGCUUGAGCAGAGAGAAAACUUGUUCUACUCACGCUGCAUGGUUCAAGGAAAGAUAUGCAGUCUGAUCAUUGAUGGUGGAAGCUGUGUUAAUGUUGCUAGCGAGACAAUGGUGAAGAAGCUUGGUUUGAAAACUCAAAAACACCCUAAACCUUACCGGCUGCAGUGGCUUAACGAAGAAGGUGAGAUGAGGGUCUCCACACAAGUCUCUAUACCUUUGUCCAUUGGGAGAUAUGAAGAUGAGAUACUCUGUGAUGUGAUACCAAUGGAAGCAAGUCAUAUCUUACUUGGAAGGCCGUGGCAGUUUGAUAGGAGAGUUACACAUGAUGGCUUUACUAAUAAGCACUCUUUUGAGUUCAAUGAAACUCUCUUGAAUCUAACUGAUUUUACACCGGAGUAUCCGAGUGAGGUGUCAGCUCUUUUACAGGACUUUGAAGAUGUAUUUCCUGAAGAUAAUCCAAUUGGUUUGCCUCCUAUACGUGGGAUUGAGCACCAGAUUGAUUUUGUACCAGGAUCUACUCUUCCUAACAGGCCAGCAUACAGAACUAACCCAGUUGAGACUAAGGAGCUUCAGAGGCAGGUUGAGGAACUGAUGGAGAAAGGCCAUAUCCGUGAGAGCAUGAGUCCCUGUGCCGUACCAGUGCUUCUUGUGCCCAAGAAAGAUGGGAGCUGGCGCAUGUGUGUUGAUUGUAGAGCAAUCAACAACAUAACAGUGAAGUAUCGCCACCCUAUUCCUAGAUUAGAUGAUAUGCUUGAUGAAUUGCAUGGCUCUAGCAUUUUUUCUAAGAUAGAUUUGAAGAGUGGGUAUCAUCAAAAUAGAAUGAAAGAAGGAGAUGAGUGGAAAACAGCUUUUAAAACUAAGCAUGGUUUGUAUGAGUGGUUAGUGAUGCCUUUUGGCUUAACUAAUGCUCCUAGUACUUUUAUGAGAUUGAUGAAUCAUGUGCUUAGAUCUUUUAUAGGAUUGUUUAUGGUAGGUUACUUUGAUGAUAUCCUUGUCUACUCUAAGAGUUUAGAAGAGCAUAUAAAACAUCUUAGGACUGUUCUUGAUGUCUUGAGGAAAGAAAAGCUAUUUGCUAAUCUUAAGAAAUGCACUUUCUGUACGGAUAACUUGGUCUUUUUAGGCUUUGUUGUGAGUGCAGAUGGAGUAAAGGUAGAUCAAGAGAAGGUGAAAGCAAUACAAGAGUGGCCGAUUCCUAAAACCAUCAGUGAAGUGCGAAGCUUCCAUGGAUUAGCUGGCUUCUACUGACGGUUUGUGAAAGACUUUAGCACCAUAGCAGCUCCAUUGACUGAGGUGAUCAAGAAAGAAGUUGGAUUCA
Molecule: messenger RNA, 2692 nt
Organism: Brassica napus (rape)
Lineage: Eukaryota; Viridiplantae; Streptophyta; Magnoliopsida; Brassicales; Brassicaceae
Exons: 4
Coding region: 1-2622 (873 amino acids)
Molecular function (GO): nucleic acid binding; zinc ion binding
Source: RefSeq, a predicted model, not a curated record